AUGAGGACGCUGCUGCUUCUCCUGCUGCUCUGCUGGUGUGACACUGGACACAGCGACUGCCAGAGCGACUGUCUGACCUGCAGCAACCUGCUGGCCAAACAGGUCGGCUUCAGCGCCAUGGUGUGUCUCCUGGGGUGUGAAGGCAGUGGACCUCCAGCGUUGUCCUGGGACUGUCGGAGAGCUCUGCUGUCAGCAGGCUCCUGGCUGAACGUGGAUGUCAGUAAAAGGUCUGAGGAGCAGGCGGAGGCCUUGUUCCCUCAGCAGGAGGACCCGGUGGAGACGGAGCUGCUUCUGCCCACGGCCCUGGAGAGGUUCCAACAUCUGGGCAGCAAGACAAACGUCGACCUGGCUUUUGGGGACGAGUACCAGGAGGAGACCGGGCAGGAGGAGGCGGGUCAGGAUGUGGCGGCGGGCGGCGAGGGCGACGUGGGGCUCAGCCUCGCCAAGCGCUUCGGCGGCUUUGUCAAAGGGAGACACGGCUACAGGAAGUUCAUGUCUCCGGCCAGGUCCUACCAGAAGCGCUACGGCGGCUUCAUCGGCAUCCGCAAGUCUGCGCGCAAGUGGAACAACCAGAAACGCUUCAGUGAGUUCCUCAAGCAGUAUCUGGGCAUGAGCGCCCGCGCCAGCGAGUUCAACAGCGUGUCCCAGGACCUGACUCAGCAGAACCACGUCUAGAGAGGCCUCGCCUUUCCUGCUUCACUAUCUUCUCCGUUUUGUCCUCCAAAGAUGGUUGGCGGGUCACGCUUUUGAUUGUUGUUUCACUCUGACUCCCUGCUUCACUUCACUUCAC
Molecule: messenger RNA, 790 nt
Organism: Synchiropus splendidus (mandarinfish)
Lineage: Eukaryota; Metazoa; Chordata; Actinopteri; Syngnathiformes; Callionymidae
Gene: pnoca
Product: prepronociceptin a
Exons: 2
Coding region: 1-675 (224 amino acids)
Biological process (GO): chemical synaptic transmission; neuropeptide signaling pathway; sensory perception
Cellular component (GO): neuronal cell body; dendrite; axon terminus
Molecular function (GO): opioid receptor binding
Source: RefSeq, a predicted model, not a curated record